UGGGAGAUUAGGGAAGAGAAAAUGAUCCCAGAAUGGAUUGAUUAGAAAAGUCCUCCAGAGACAAAGAGUGUGGUUUCUAUGAGCUGGUGAGGGGGAGCCUCGACUGGAGCCCAAGUGUGUGUGGCCGAAGAACAGCCUCAUGUCUUCAGGCGUAUUUAUGAGGAAAUGGGAGAGAGUCGAAGGGACAGAAAUCAGGGAGUUUUCUGAGUCCCGAUGGAAGUGGUAGAGCGGGUCACCCUGGGAAUGGCUGGAGCAGUACAGAGUGCGGAGGUGGGGAUGUUACUACAUGUGUGAGGGCUGAGGGAUGGCUGGAGUGGGACAGUGGGAAUGGAGAGAGGAACGUGACCGGUAGAAUAAAGGCGGAAAAGAUGCUUUCUUGGAGGGACUCCCUGAGUUGAAAGCACAGAUAGCAACGGUGAUUGGCUGUGAUGAUGUUGAAGGAUUAUUCUUCCUUCUUCAGUGCCUGCCUGUGCAGGUGUACAACUCUCCACCUGGAGAGCUGAAGAAAGGUUCUGCAGUCCUUUUGGCUUAUCUCCAUCGGGCAUCCUACCUCUCACCCAUUUGGGGGUGAGGAGGUGAGGGUGAAUGCCCAUUUCUGCCUUCAGAGAAUGAGGACAGAGUUGUUCCUACGUGAAUGUCUGAUUUAGUCUUACACCCCACCAGUUCCCAGUUCACCUCACAUUGUACUUCAGACUCAGCUGUGAGGAGUUCCUAGAGGCCUUGCUUGUUUUAGGCCAGCUUCAUGGAUCCACAUUCAUUUCUCCACCUUACAUUAAAGCUCUGCCGUCAUGUUUUACAAUUGCUUUAACCUCAACAACAUCCCAUACAAUUAAGACUCAUGGAGAGGUUUCUCAUGGAUGGAUUUCAGCCACAGCAGCUGUCCACAUACGCUCUGACUCUGUAUAAACACACGGCCACAGUAGACGGCAAGACCAUCCUUGUGGACUUCUGGGAUACGGCAGGCCAGGAGCGGUUCCAGAGCAUGCAUGCCUCCUACUACCACAAAGCUCACGCCUGCAUCAUGGUAUUUGAUGUCCAGAGGAAAAUCACCUAUAAGAACCUGGGUACCUGGUAUGCAGAGCUUCGGGAGUUCAGGCCGGAGAUCCCAUGCAUCCUGGUGGCCAAUAAAAUUGAUGCAGACAUACAGAUGACUCAAAAGAACUUCAGUUUCGCCAAGAAGUUUUCCCUGCCCCUGUACUUCGUCUCAGCUGCCGAUGGUACCAAUGUGGUGAAGCUCUUCAAUGACGCAAUUCGAUUAGCUGUGGCUUAUAAGGAAAGCUCCCAGGACUUCAUGGAUGAGGUUUUACAGGAGCUUGAGAACUUCAAGUUGGAGCAGAAAGAGGAAGAUACACCAGACCAAGAGCACAGUGGCAUGGUCAAGAGCCCGUCUCCUUCUUAAUCAAGAGGACACCCACACGUGGCUGAGUAGGGGUAUCAGGGAGCCAUUUGGAAUGCCCAACAUCUCUCCUCAACUUCCUGCAAACCCACUGUUCUGUGGUCCAUGAUGAGGUCAACACAAACACACUAGACAGGCAUGCUAUCCCACCAACUUCCUACAGCAGGAUGAGGGAUCCAUGUCUUUCGAAUCUCCCCACCCCACCAGCAGCCUGGCAGUGUAGAAUCAGUGAACAUGCUCAUGUUUUCUUACCAGACAUGCAAUGUUUGUUGUCUUUCAUCCCAAACUGACCUCAGGGAUUCUCCUUGCUGCUGACAGGACUGCUGGCCCCUAACUACGCUGUGUCCUGCAGAAUCUGUGGCCUCUGUCCCUUUGCCCUCUGAGUCUCCCAGCCAACUUUUUCAACAAUAUUUUGGACAGACGACUGUUGAUUCCAGAUUUUUUUAGUGCUGUUUCAGGAGCUGUUCUAGGUCAGGUUGAGAGCACAGGAACAGGACUCUGUUGCAGUCACGUGAAAACACACCAAGUCUAGCCAUAUCUGGUCAUAUCCGCACAUUAUUAUUGCCCACCACGUGAACAACAGCUUCUUUUGAAGCCUCCAUCUCAGGGUAGAAAGUGUCCCUCCACCUGUCUAGCAUCUUCUGUGGGUGGCAGGAAAUGGCAUGAAGAGCUGCCCUGCUUCCUGCAGCUUGCUGGCCUGCACUUAUGAUUGUCUUCAGCAUCAUUUCCAUUGUCUUUAUUAUUUUGUUUGUAUUGUUUCCUUUUGUACAAUAAAGAUUAAAUUUCAUAAACA
Molecule: messenger RNA, 2189 nt
Organism: Peromyscus leucopus (white-footed mouse)
Lineage: Eukaryota; Metazoa; Chordata; Mammalia; Rodentia; Cricetidae
Gene: Rabl2b
Product: RAB, member of RAS oncogene family like 2B
Exons: 8
Coding region: 839-1399 (186 amino acids)
Cellular component (GO): endosome; Golgi apparatus
Molecular function (GO): GTP binding; GTPase activity
Source: RefSeq, a predicted model, not a curated record